Messenger RNA from Schizophyllum commune H4-8, 714 nucleotides. RefSeq lists its product as uncharacterized. Bases 214 to 498 code for a protein of 94 amino acids. NCBI's taxonomy places the organism in Eukaryota, Fungi, Basidiomycota, Agaricomycetes, Agaricales, Schizophyllaceae. The transcript has a single exon. The record is from RefSeq and is a predicted model, not a curated record.
CGUCCAUGGCCUCCGCAAUCAUCUAGACCGCUGGAAACUUGCCAGCUUGGCCUUUAGACACUGAAGCUGCGUCGGAAAUGGGGGAACUAUUACCCUGACUUGUCUGUCAUCCAAUACCCAGCAAGCUUCUCACUUCAGCCUGGAGUUCUGCUUCACUUGGACAAUAUUUGGCGCAAGUUGCUCAGAUACAGCUCGCUCGGCACUGUGGCCCCCAUGACCGUCGCAUGGCUGAUCUCAGCCUCUCUGUGCAACGUCAGAGCGGGUGUUAGGCCCGAAAUGCCGCCCAGGACAUAUCGUUUUCCAGGAAAUCCAUCCGGGGCGCUUUCUGCAGGUCACACGCCCACCAGCCCCCACUUCUCUUCCCUCCCGGCACUUGCCCGGCACCAUUCUUGCUCUCUCCGUCCCGCCGACCUUCCGCAUAAUCAGAUCUCCAACGAUGAGGCCGGUCCGACCGCCCGCCUCUCGAGCCCCCGCCGACGUAGCGCGGGGUGUACUUAAAGAGUGAACGCACAGGCGUCUUCCCCAUCGUACUCCCCCCUCCCCCAUUCUUCCCCCACAUUGCCCCGCAUGGUCAACACGAUUACCAAGAUUGAGGUGCGCGAUCUGACACUGUCCCCUCCGCUCGUUACUCAUCACCAUCUGCCAGGUCUUCCGCCUCCCGCCACGCUGGGUAUUCAUCCGCGUCGAUACCUCCAGUGGUGUCGUCGGCUGGGG